Messenger RNA from Gymnodraco acuticeps, 7442 nucleotides. It is a transcript of the gene dclk3, whose product is annotated as doublecortin-like kinase 3. The transcript has 7 exons. Gene Ontology annotation, biological process: protein phosphorylation; intracellular signal transduction. The coding region runs from base 3659 to 6430 and encodes 923 amino acids. NCBI's taxonomy places the organism in Eukaryota, Metazoa, Chordata, Actinopteri, Perciformes, Bathydraconidae. The record is from RefSeq and is a predicted model, not a curated record. Gene Ontology annotation, molecular function: ATP binding; protein kinase activity.
UGCAAUUUUGAAGUCUAAAUAGUGCUUCCGGGCCAGCGGGCCAUUUAAAAUGUCGAGCCCUGCCUUAGGCAUCUCACUGAGUAACUAAACUACUACUGAGUAACUAAACUACUAUAAAAUAUAAAUACAAAAUGAAUGAUGAUUUAUUAUUAUGGAUAAGCUAUCUGACCAAUAUGAUAAGUCAACCCCUUAGCAAAUAUCACUAAAUGGGAAAAAAGGGGGAAUUAGUUUUACAACCUGGCAACCCGGGUGCCUCAUUAGGGGCUUUUGGCAUACAUUGAACUGCAGUGUGUGUGUGUGUGUGUGUGUGUGUGUGUGUGUGUGUGUGUGUGUGUGUGUGUGUGUGUGUGUGUGCGCGCGCGCGUGCCCAUUCCUUGAGUUGUUCUGUGAAUCCUCUGGUGAGCCAGCCGCAACCUAAAAAAGAGGUAGAAACAGUCCGUUAGUUUUUCAAGGAUGCAACAUGUAUUCAAUAUUUCAGAUUACUCUGUUUCUUGGAAUUCAUUUGGUGGAAAGAAAGUUGUGAGAAUCAAACCUGAAUAAUACCACUGCAUACCACGAUAGGAUUCUACAUUUGUAUCCUAAAACAUCAUCUUGAUGUAAUUACAAGAUGAAUUGUCUCUUGUUUAUCUAGCUGGGUAGUUCUUCAGGGAAACACUCCACAUGCAUGUGGGCAGCUGCUGUGGCUGCUGGGACACACCGCAGACACACUCCUCCCUCUGCUGGACACAUACUAGUGGUGCAUCAUUAGUGUAUUUCCCUUGUGGUCAAACCACCACUCAUAAAAUGUGAACUAAAAUAUAAUUGGGUCAAGAUUAUGAGCCAAAAACGAAAUGUGUGCUGUUAUGAGACUCUUAGUCCUGUGGAAUAACGAGAUGACCAUCAAUCUCUUCAUAAAAUAAAUAAGUAAUAAUCAAUUUUAUAGUAAUCCACCCGGAGAAAUCUUGAAAUUAUGAAAACACGUGUUCCUCUGGUCGGUGGCCUAUGGGGUUAAGAUCCUGGCUAUAUAAUCACAAUUUCCUGUUUAAAUCCAGCUGCAGACAUGUUGCAUGUCAUCUCAUGGACACAUACUGGUCAUAGUUUAAGCUAUUUUGUUUCCUUAGCAUAUAUUCUUUCAGACUAAGAGAACAUUGAAAAAACCUGUUAAUAUAGGUUUAAACUACACUUUGUCUAUGAACAUCUGUAUAUUUAAAUGUACUAAAAAGGUAAGCAUAAAAUUAAUCUUAUUUCUACAUGUUAAAAACCUGACAUUUCAAAAACCUAUGACGUUUAAUAUAAUACAACAACUAAUUGCUUUCAUAAUUAAUCAGAUAUGUUUUCGAAACAGAAGACAGAACUGCAAUACUACCGGGUACAAAUGUUUGUCAGCAGCUUUAAAAUCAAAACUGCUCCACCUGUUAAAAAUCUGCUCAAAGAUUGUUGGUAAACCCUGUCAGAGACUCUAUGACUCAGCCUAUCAUAACAACCUAGUGAGGCUGUCCAACAACAUCAUCUCUGACCCAAACCAUGUUCUGAACAGUGAAUAUGAACUGCUACCAUCUAAUCGGAGAUACAGGGUCCCACGAUUCAAUAAAGUCAGACUGAAGCACUCCUUUGUGCAUCAGUCAAUCCUCACAGUAAACAGAGCUAAAUCCCAGAUCAAAUGCACGCUAAAGGCUCUUUGAGUAUGUUUUCUCUCACUGAUUGUGCUGUUAUGUUAAAUGUUUGUUGUUUGUGUUUCAUGUAUUGUGUCUGGAUACUUGUCUGUUGAUGUUGGACAUGGAGCUGCUGUGACGCAAGUCAAAUUUCAGACUUGAUCUGACAAAUAAAGUAUUAUCGUAUCGUACCUAUAAUAAUAUGGUGAAAAUAAAUGGAUGGUUUUGGAUAAUCACUAUUUGGCACUUUUAUUGUUCAGACCCACUGUUGGUUCUCGGUCAGUCCAGGAUGCAAAGCCGGAAGAGGAUUUGUUGCUGACAGAUUCAACAGUAUCCUUGGAGACAGAGCCAUGGGGGGCAGCGUAUUAAAAGAUCAACCGGACACUGAGUGUGAAUGUGUUUGUGUAGGUGUGCGAGGCUGAGUAUUGGAUUCCUUCAGUGAAACUAUGGUAACUCCCCCCCUCUCUGUCAUUGUGAUUUUACACCAUAACGUCUUUCCAGUCAUUCCCAAAAAGGUUUUGUAUGACAUGUGUUUUUUUGUAUCCCUCACUAACUCUCCAGUUAACACAGAGACAGGUUUUCACAUGGCAGAUGCUACUAUUAGGGAAAUAUAAGGGAAGUCCAUGAAUUUGCAGGUUGUACAUCCUAGCAAGAGUUUACUUUCUAAAAGUGCACACUAUACUAGGCUAAGUUGUGGGUUUCUGUAAGCCUUUUUCUAAGUAAUUAGACGCAUUCUUACUUCUAUAGUGAAUGUAGAGCAGACAUUACAUGAAGGCAGAGAAAGACGGAUGGCCAUGGUUAGCAUAGGCCUUUAGUAUUACUAAGCUUUCGUGCUAGGGACCAUGCUAACUUGCACCCCUCAUGCAUAUGUAUGACCCAUUCAGUUAAUAAACAAACAAAUGAUUUUUCCUGAUUGAAAUAAGAAAAAGGAUGAUUCCGUAUUUAGCAAGAAAAAAGAUUCCAAGAAAUGUUAUGCAAUAGAAACUUGUUUUUUCUCUUUUUCUGAUAUCUAUCACAUCAAGGCCUCAAAUUCAUUCACAACCCCGUGUGAGGGUCCCGAAUUUCAGGUGAGGAACCAGUGCAACAGGUGGCUCUUCCAGAUUCGUUAUUAUAUUUAAAAGCUUUUUCUUAAAUGUUACUGUUUAGGUUUAAAGAUAUAAUCAAAGAAAUUAGGUAAUGAUGUCAAUUGAUUGAUCUUUGUGAACAACCUGGCAAAACUGCAUUUUAAUCAUUUUAUCUUAGGCUACUGUUGCACCUUUCCCUGGUAUAAUUGGGCAUGUUGUGGAACUCCUUGUAUUUGACAUCGAUUAAUUAUUUGUUUCUGUAAAAAUGAUUAUGUUGGAACCAUUAUACAAAUUAAACAGCUAUAACUCAACAAAUCAGGGAGAUAAAGGUGCUGAGACAAUAGGUUUUACAACCAUGACCGUCAAUGCCAUGGCCGGAUGGCUAAAACAACCCAGAUAGAGAUAGCCUCACAUCACUUACAAGCCUGGAGUUAAAACAUGCAGUUCAAUUCCUUUUUUAUUUUACAAAACCUUUGACAGUGAUGUAUUCAUUUUCAGGUGGUUAGUUGCCAUAAUAAAUAAUAUAAUAUGAACAAAAGUACAAAACGGUACAGUUCCGGUCAGAACUUUCAAAAAUAAAACGUCGUUGAUGAUCCAACCAUCUACAAGCAUAACGUAGCCUACAUUGAUAAGAAAAAUUGUCGCUUUUCUUAGAUUUGUAUAUAAAUGACAACCACAUGUUUAUUUAAAAGUGUGCUGCUCUGUAGAUAGGCCCACGACAUCACAAUAUUAACUUCAAAAUAUAUUAUUUUGACGGCGAAAUCGCCCCACUUCCGCUAUUUUCUCUUCUCCAGCGGCCAGCCGUUCAACUUGACGAAUAUCCAUGGUAACCACAGUAGCUAUACACCAUGUCCGUUAAUCUCACAGACUGAACCGUUACUUUAAACAGCCGGGGAUUUAUGGAGGAAUAAAAACGAAUGAAAAAUAAACUAGAUUGAGUUAGAUAUUUCGUUUUUGAGAGUCAUGAUGCCCUCACAGAGAGCUCGCUAUGGAUGCGAAGCAGCGCGAAACACUAAAUGGAGAAUGGCAGUUCCUCCUGUCCCCUUGUUGAAGCGUGCUGGUGGGGCACCCCAACCUUGGCCCAUUCAGCCCCGCCCUGCGGCACAUGUCCACAGGUCCCACUUCCCCCCUCCUCCUCCCCUCCCUCUCUUCCACACCCGCCAUGCAGAAGAGAGCGCAGAGAGGCCCCAUCUGGUCACCAUCAUACGGCCCUGUAGUCAAAGUACUCUGCGCAAGGUAACAGUCCUGUUGAACCGCAGAGGUGUGGUGUCCUUCGAGCAACUGCUAUUGGAUAUCUCUGAGGCGUUGGGGUUUCCUCGUUGGCACAGAGCCAGAGUCACACGCCUUUACACGACCCACGCACGAGAGGUGAAAGGUAUAUGUGAUUUCUUCCGAGGCGAAGUGGCUUUUCUGGCCCUAGGGAAGGUUCGUCCAGAGCUAAGCGGUGUGCAGGAGGCUCUGGAGGAAUUGUUUCCAGAACAAUCUCAUUACCGGGCUGACGCACUACGGGCCUGGGAGAAAAGACUUCGACCAGCGCCAGAUAAAGCUGCUAAAGCCGACAGUGGAUACAGUGAAGGGACAGACAGCAGUGAGACACACACUGACCAAGAGGCACACCAGGACACAGAUGCACAUCAUGUCAAAAAUCACAAUAACACACACACAAGUACACAGCAUAUAGAUACACACCAGCUCGACAAUUACAACCCAGACGUUCAGAAGUGUCACAAAAAGAAUUCAUGCAGAAAACCAUCUCACCUGCCAAACCACCUGCAGAGACUGCACGUGAGGGGCGAGACCAGAGAGCGGCUGACGUCUGUCAUUGGUCCCUUUAAACACGAUGAAGCUCUUAAAGAAGAGAUACCUUUUCCUACUCUGUGUGAAGAAUGCUUAACAAGAAGAGCUAAACGUCAGGGUCCAGAGCGGCUCACUCCCCUGUCAGGGAGGGUCCCACUUCCUCCUGUGUUGAGGAAGCAAAAAGGAAGUUCUUAUGCAGAUCAGGAAGUUAGAAAGUUGAAUGUUCACAACAGCCCUCCGCCUCCUCAGACAAUCAGCAGAGAAGAGGAGAAGAGCGUUGCCCAAUUAGUCUCAAAUCAACUCCCAGAUGAGGAUCAAAUACACAAGGACAUACAGUGGAGGCCGACCUUUGACCUUUCAUCAGACGGAAGUGAUGUCAAUCUGGCAGAUAUCGAGCGUUGCUAUGAAAUUGGACGUGCCGUUGGAGAUGGUAACUUCGCUGUAGUGCGAGAGUGCCGCCGCCGUGACAAUGGACAAAUCCUUGCUGUGAAGAUUGUUGAACGCUCUAAGCUGAUUGGUCGAGAGCACAUGAUGCAGAACGAGCUGAGCCUUCUGGGUAGCCUCCGUCACCCUCGCAUAAUACGGCUGUUUGCGCACCACCACACGCACACUCACUCGUACCUGUUGAUGGAGAUGGUGAGCGGGGGGGAUCUGUUUGAGGCCAUCAGUGAGAGGGGGACAUUUCCAGAGGCCGAAACAGGACUGAUGGUGUCAGACGUGAGCGGAGCACUGAACUACAUCCACUGCAAGAGCAUCGUCCACCGAGACCUCAAACCAGAAAACCUUCUGAUAGAGCGUGUGGCUUCUGGCAUCUGUAGGCUGAAGCUGGGAGACUUUGGUCUCGCCAUGGUUGUGACUGAACCAGUGUUCACCAUAUGUGGCACACCCACGUAUGUAGCCCCAGAGAUCCUCUGUGAGACAGGUUAUGGUGUUGCAGUGGAUGUUUGGGCUCUGGGUGUUAUCCUCUACGUCCUGCUGUGUGGAUUUCCCCCAUUUCGCAGUCGGGAUCGAGACCAGGAAGAGUUGUUCCAGCUGAUAAAACAGGGACAACUCCACUUCCUGCCCCCCUACUGGGACCCCAUCUCAGAAGAAGCCAAAGGCCUUGUCCGAGCUCUGCUUCAGCCAGACCCCGCAGUGAGGCUGACAGCCGAGCAGACCCUGCUGCACCCCUGGGUGAAGACUAUGGCUUCAGGUUGCAGGCAGAGGGCGCUCAUAGACAAAACUCAGAGGGACACAACAGAUGCUGGAGCAGAACCAGACAAGCCCAGACAAGUCCAGAGACAAGCCCAGACCAAUGCAGCAGAAACAAUGACACAGAGAGGACACAUCAGCAGCGGGGGAGAAGCCACACAUACAGAGUUCAGCAGGCAUGAUGAUAAACAAACAGAGAUAAGAUUGGGAGGAGGCCUUGAUGAAGACAAAACGCCACGGCAACCAUCAAAAAAGACAAGUACAGUUUACACCAUAUCUCCACAGAUACAAGCGCACACACUUCCAGAGGCCACACCUGGUGAACAGAAACCAGACUCUGGCUCUUCUAGCACACCAGAAACACAGGAUCCAUUGGAAUCUCCGUCUCCAGUUAGCACCAGUGUUGACUUAAACCAGCUCGAUGCCCCUCGCCGAGCCCAAGAUAAGCUUUCAUCCCAUAUAAAGACACCCUCUAAACAAAACCAACAGUAUUCACCUCCAUGUUCACCACCUUCCACCAAAACAGCUCCACAAACUCCCACCGGUCUUUCAACCCAUCCCCACCCAUCCUCCGAUCCAGCAGCGGUGUCUCACUCUCUACAUCAGCAGAACUUCACCUCUUCAAUGCACAACCCCACCACAGCCAGCGCACACCACCCAGCUGAAAACUAUGACAAACCGAUUGUUCGCACCACCAACACCCAGCCAGCCGCGCAGUCUGGGCCUCAAUGUCAAUCUCCUGCUUAACCAUGUGAUUAGAUCAGGAUCAUCACUUUCAUUGUGCCGGACAAUACCGCUGAUUUCCUGGCAGCUGAAUCCUUGAAUGACCUGCAGAUGAUGUGAUUUACUCUGCUGGGAUUAAUGAGGGUCUGAUUGACGAGGCUAGAUAAACGUUAUAAAUGUGUGUCCUGCAAUCAUAGAUGAUGAGACUUUGUUUUAACUUUGAUUUAAAACUUUUGCAGUUUGUCAUUGUUGCUAAAGUUGUGUUGUAACCAUGAACCUACUUUGUAGUACAUGUCUGUAGUGUUUGUGUUUUGGUUGUUACAUUUAACCUUCCUGAAAGCCAUAUUUAACUUUGAGGAUCUGAUAUGUUAUCGUGUCUGCCAGUCCUAGUGGAAGCUAUUUUUAAAUUGCUUGUGUUUGGACACUAACCCAUCCCCUUCAAGUCAAUUCCUAGAAAUCUGUGAUGGGAUAGUUUAUCUAGCAACAUUUAUUUACUAUACCAUCAUAAACUAAAAGUAUUUGUAUAGAAAACUUUUCAUCUUAGUCCUGGUAAAAGUUUGCCAUAUUUACUAAACUCUUAAAUGCCAUCUUUCUGACUGUUUAUUUUUCGUGUUUUGUACUGGUUUGUUUGACAACAAACUGAUCUAAAUGGAUAUUCCUAGCACUGUAACCAUGUGAUGAUUAACAGCCAGUACAUUAGCAAGCUUUGGCAAUAUGUUGACAAAUGUGUGGUAAGAUCCAGUGUAGUCAUUGGAGGACAGUAUAUGAUAACAUCUAGAGGCUGAACUGCAUGCAUAGCUGAGCUCCACAGCCAAAUAAGGCUUAUCUGUCUGUCCAAUGGGAGUGGUUAGUCUUAUUCCUCCCAAAUGUAGACAGCUGACACUUUGACAUCCUGCCCCACCUAAGGACUAACCCAAAGGACACACACACAGCCCCCCACCCUGUACACAAAUGUGCCCCUCCCAGUCCCUGAGGCUGCUAAGCCACAUAUCUGUGGCACUAAAGGGAUGAAUACGCUUAUAAAUGUUUGACCUAG